Danio aesculapii is the source of this 2780-nucleotide messenger RNA. RefSeq names its product protection of telomeres 1 homolog (gene pot1). Gene Ontology annotation, cellular component: nuclear telomere cap complex; chromosome, telomeric region. Gene Ontology annotation, molecular function: G-rich strand telomeric DNA binding; telomerase inhibitor activity. The transcript has 22 exons. NCBI's taxonomy places the organism in Eukaryota, Metazoa, Chordata, Actinopteri, Cypriniformes, Danionidae. Bases 72 to 2621 code for a protein of 849 amino acids. The record is from RefSeq and is a predicted model, not a curated record. Gene Ontology annotation, biological process: telomere capping; regulation of telomere maintenance via telomerase.
GUUCAAAUCUUCACAAGGAGGAAGCUGAAGCUGUGUCCUGCAGUACGUGAGAGCACAAUAUUAUCAAAGGGAUGCCUGUAGAAAAAGUCAACAAUUCAUCGGACUUAGAUGCCAAGGUCCCUUCUUGUCUUCAACUCACAUCUAUUGGAAACCUCACACUGACCUCUGACCCCUCACACAGAUGUGUUAAGGCUAAAGUGGUUCGCAAAGGUCCUGUGAUAUCCUGUCCACAGAGAGAUGAUGUGGAAAUGCUUAGAGCCGAGAUCAAAGAGGAGGACCCCCUUCAGAGUACCACUGAACAUACAUCAAUCAACGUCAUUUUCUUUGACACACUGGCCAAGGACUUUUCCCAGUCUGUCACACAAGGGGACAUUGUACUUAUAGCAGAUUUUACAAUCAAAAAGUCUCCAACUUUUCUCAGAGACAAUCUACAUCCUUGUCACCUGGAGAUGGAUAACAAAGAUGCCUGUAUCUAUGUAUGUCCCUCGGCUAUCCCUGGUCCUUCUAGGUCAGAGGCCAAAUACAUUUAUGUUCCUCUAAACAAAUUGAAGUCCAAGACUAUGGUGAACGUCUAUGGAGUGGUGACUUUUUUCAAACAACCUUUCCCCUCUAGAGGUUCAGAUUACUGCUCUACACUAAAGAUCACAGAUCAGUCAGAUGUUAAAGUGAUCUGCACCAUCUUCUGUAAAAAACUGGAGGAUCACCCACUCAUCUUCAGAGUUGGAGACAUUAUCAGACUGCACAGAUUCAAGGCAGAAACAUUCAGAGACUCCAUCACACUCAUGAACACAUUCGGUUGGUCCACAGUCACAUUCAAUGGAAUUAUUGACAGCCCAAUUGUCCCCCGUACCUCGAGCAAAUCAUUUUACUUUGGGGAAGCCGAUAAGCGCACAGUUCAGAAGCUUCGCCAGUGGGCUGCCAACCAGUCUUUAUGCAGUGACCUUAACACCUCCCUUUCCUCAGUACAGCCCCACAUGUACUUUGAUUUUACCUGCCAGUUGCUGGCCAAGGCUGUCAUGGAUAGUCGAUGUAUCCUUUUGAAGGUGUGGGACGGGACCAGGUGUCAGCAUCCCUUGUUGAAAGUUGCAGUUGCACCUGAUGAAUUGGAAGGUGAAUGCACUCUUGCUAAAGACAAGAUGAAUUUGACAGCCAACGUUCUGGUCUAUGAUAAUCACUUGGAGGUAGCUCGAGACUUAAAGCCCGGUGCAUUUCUGCGGUUCUACAAUCUCCAUGCACUUCUUCAGAAAGCCCCAGGCCAGUUGCCAGAUCAACCGGAACAUCUCAGUUUCCAUCUUCAUGGGGGAACAGUAUAUGGACGAGGUUUACGUAGCCUUCCUGCAGAAACCCCUGACCUGCUGUCCCUCAAGAGUGUUCUAGAGAAACAUGUUGACCUGGAUGAGCAUGAAGAAGUGAAUGAUGGCACAUUACUGGAAAUUUGGUACACGCCGCCGGAGUCUAUAGUCUUGCCAAAUAAUGAAAAUCCAGGUGCUGAAGCAGAUGCAGGGCCUGCUUAUACAGCAGAUGCCCUUCCAGCUGCAACCCAUUUCUGGGAAACAUCCAAACACACCGAUUCACACUCAUACACUACGGACAAUUUAGCCUACCCAAUUCACCUGUGCCGCAUGUCUUUGGACUUGUGGGGGAAACCGGAGCACCAGGAGGAAACCCACGCAAAAGCAGGGAGAACAUGCAAACUCCACACAGAAAGGCCAACUGACCCAGACGAAGCUCGAACCAGUGACCUUCUUGCGACGUGUGAGCACAACACACAGCGGAUCACACUCGCUCAGGUGAAGCGCUCCACACCACCGCUGUCAUGUCAUGUUCGAGCCCGGGUGAAGAAGUACCUGCCCCAGCAGUUAUACCAGUGCUUGAAACUCUUCUGCUCCAAGUGUAAAACAAUGAAAGACGUUCCUGAUGACAGUGCUGUCGCAAACAUAUUUCUGGAAUCUGCGAGAGAUAACCAACCUUGUGAUGAGCAGUGGGCUGCCACCUCAUCAGCAAAUUCUAGAGAACCUGGAAGAACCAUCUCAAUGCACGUUUCUAAAGACAUGGUGGGGGAAAGCAGUCACAUGCAGCUGAUUUUCAUUGAGGGAAUAACACUUGAUGAGAUCAGUGUGUUAUCACGUGAUCACAAAAACCUAGUUCCUGUGAGAUCAGAGAACAGCAAGAUGACCCGUAUGGAUCUCACAGCUCCAUUCUUGUUUUCUGGAAAAAAAAGAUAUUAUGGGUGUAAAGAGUGCUCUCAGAACACGUUUGAAAACCCUGUGUUUACUGGAGUGGAAACCUGGGAUGAACUGGCAGUUGCUGAAGUUUUGGGAGUUCAGAUGAUGCAGUACAGAUUUUUAAUCCAGUUUGAACUGGAUGAUGGGACUGAUAGAAUAGAGGCUCUGCUGUGGGAGGAUGCUGAGAGGUUCUUCCAUAUUUCUGCUUUAGAUGCUUCAGGUUGUCAAGAUUUGCAGGACAAGAUUCAGACAAUCAUGGACACAAUUCAACCACCAGAAAGCAGUUUGGAAGAACAUCCAUGGAUGGAUUUUUGCCUCUCUGUCUACACUGUAAAGGACAACGACAGAAAAAAAGUUUGUUACCAGAUCACAAACACAGAAAUUGUUAAACAAUAGAAAAGUUUGUAAUGAUGUAAUUCAAUGAAAAUAAAUUGAAGUCUGCACCUACACCGAACAAGAAGUUUUUCAGCCUGGAAUAUUUGUGUUAAGAAAUGUAUAUACAUGUUUUGUUGUGAAACAAUCCAUAGAUGUUUGUAAAAUAAAGUGUUAUUUUUA